This is a messenger RNA of Saprolegnia parasitica CBS 223.65, 605 nucleotides long. RefSeq lists its product as hypothetical. The record is from RefSeq and is a predicted model, not a curated record. The transcript is spliced from 2 exons. Gene Ontology annotation, molecular function: RNA binding; structural constituent of ribosome. Gene Ontology annotation, biological process: ribosomal large subunit biogenesis; translation. Gene Ontology annotation, cellular component: cytosolic large ribosomal subunit; ribosome. Bases 51 to 458 code for a protein of 135 amino acids. Lineage: Eukaryota; Oomycota; Saprolegniomycetes; Saprolegniales; Saprolegniaceae.
UGGGCUUUCGCCAUUGGGCUUUAGUUUCUUUUGACGUGUAAAGUUAAGCAAUGACCUUCUCCCGCUUCGUGACGAUCGGCCGUGUGGCUCUCAUUAACUACGGCCCCGACGCCGGCAAGCUCGCCACCAUCAUCGACGUUGUCGACGAGAACAAGUGCCUCGUGGAGGGCCCGUACUCGGUCACGGGUGUCAACCGCCACGUCAUCUCGUUCAAGCGCCUUGCGUUGACGGACCUGACGGUCAAGAUCCCGCGCCAGGCGCGCGAGGCGACCUUGAAGAAGGCGCUUAUCAAGGCCGACACCCUCAACAAGUGGGCCGCUACGGCCUGGUCCAAGAAGAUGGAGGCCAAGAAGACGCGCGCGGGUCUUAACGACUUUGACCGCUUCAAGGCCAUGAUUGCCCGCAAGCAGAAGUCGAGCUUGAUCAAGAAGGCCGCCGCCGCCGCCAAGAAGAACUAAAUUGCUUUUGCCAGCCACAUGGUGAUUGAGGAUGACCUUCUUGAAUGGUAGUAGUCUUGCUUACAUUUUGGGCGUCCCACCCGACUAGAAUAGCCCUUCCAUCCGAGUAGACGCACCUAUGAACCUAAUGCACGACGUCGAAACACA